AAGCAAGUUCAAAGGAGACUGCUCGACAAGUUGUUUUUGUUGCGAUCGCUUGCUGGACUCCCUAUUUCCUUCGUAGACUAGUGUAACAUUGUUUUAUAUGUUGUGGAAUAUACAAUUACUUUCGACGGUUAGCUGAACGGCUUUACCUAAGUUUGCACGUAUAUACGGUGUGGGGUGUGCUUUAAUUGGAACGAGACGACACUGGGAAUAAACGAUCAAAGUGGAUAAUGGACGGAAACCUCCUGGACGCAGGGAAUGGAGACGCCAUAGCGAGAGACUGGGAGCUGCCAGAACUUCCUUCAGGCUCUGCCUCCCUCAUCUCCACUCCGUCCUUCCCGACCUCACAAGAGCUGGCCGAGAUAUUCGGAAACAGCGACGACGAAGAUGACGAUUUCCCCUUCCCUCCUCUCUCGGGUGGCCUCGCUGCUGUGGGCGGAGCUUCAUCGGCCAUGGCGCCGUCACUAGGAGGGCCACAGCAGGGUCAAGGUUCAGAGUCCCUCCUCUCUUCUCUGAUGGGGCCAGAGACCAAGCAGCCUCCGUUACACGACGGAGUCUCGGAGCACUUACCAGUACCCUCUGCUAUUCAGACGCCACCAUCUGAGGAGAAUAGAACUUCAACAACAAGUAGUGAUACUAGUGCUCACCAAAGAAAGAGUCCACGUAUCAGUUCACGUCUGUCAGACGUGAAGACAGACGACAAGAUAAGAAAAGCCAAGCCUCCACCAGCCGAGAUGAAAAUUUCGGAAACACCAACAUCCCCAGAGAAAGGUGCACCACUGAAGUCUCCAGCCAGUGCUGCAGCUAAUGCUAACAGCAAGGCUACCAAGCAGGAAAAGGAAGCACCGGCGAUAGAGGAGGGAGAGAAGAAGGAGGAGGAGGGGGAGGAGGAGGAGCGGGGACAAGAGAGUGAUGAUGAAGAAGAUGAAGACGAAGAGGGGGGAUCGAUAUCGGACGAUCCUGACCGGCUCUGGUGUGUCUGCAGAAAACCCCACAAUGACCGGUUCAUGAUAUGUUGUGAUGUGUGUGAAGAGUGGUUCCACGGAGACUGUGUGGGUAUCUCAGUCAGCCAGGGAAGAAGGAUGGAGCGGGCCGGCAAGGAAUACAUCUGCCCUGUCUGUACAGAGAGGACAAAACUCGAGAAGGAAAUAAAAUCAGCAAGCAGGAUGGCUCGCCAGGAAAAAAGGGAAGAAAUGAGAGAAACACGGCAGAAAUCUGCGACCGAAAAACAUGGGAAGGACUCUCAUAGACGGAGGUCGUUAAGUGGUUCUCAAUCGUCGUCGGGCGUGGCCAAAGAGGGCGGAGAUAACUACGGGAUAGACCUCCUGUUCCAGCCGGACAAUGCUCCGCCCAGAACUCCGCCCACUUCCGGGACGCAGGAUGGAGAGAGGAGAGGAAGAGUAAAGAGGCGGAAAAGAUCCUUCUACAGGAUAAAGGAGGAGUCCGAUGCCGUGAUGUGUAUAGUCCCACAAUGCUCCGCCCACACAACGUCGCCAUCGCUAUACUGCAGUGACGCAUGCAUCGAGACAUACGCGGCAGACUCUCUCAGAGAUCUCGCCAGUCGAGGGAUAACCUUUGAGACUGACCCCUCGGAGUUCGUUCGGGGGUCAAAGGGCAUCUCGAUGGUCGACAAGGCAACGGGGAAGACAGUGAUUGGUAUCCAGGCGCCCACGGACAAGACACUGGUCUCCUGGUUGAAGCAGCACCCGUCUUACCAGGUUCUUCUGCCCUCUGGAAAACACGGAAGAGAUUUGGGCUCUCGUGUAAGGCCAAAAAGACUCAAGCAGGAGAGCGAGAAGGGAGGAGGGCAGGAGGGAAUGAGGUCGGAAGACAGCCCCAGCAAACCACGUUCCCUCAACGAUCCCGAGACCGUCAGAAUGAACGCCAAGAAAGCUCUCCACCAGACCCUAUGGAAGAGGAAAGAGGCUGUUGAUGAUGUCGCAGUGGCUCAAGAGCGGGUUGAGAAGAUAGCCAAUCAGAUUGAGGUAAAACUGUUCAAUCUCCACGGCGACAUCAACACCAAGUACAAGACGAAGUACAGGAGUCUGCUUUUUAACCUCAAAGACACAAAGAACCAGGGCCUGUUUCGGAAGGUCUGUCUUGGUCAGAUAUCACCCUCGGAGCUGGUGAAAAUGAAAUCAGAGCAGUAUGCCUCAGAUGAGCUGGCAGAAUGGAGGGAAAAGACAUUGAAAAAGGAUCUGGAUAAGAUAGUGGAGAGAGAAGAGGAGGAAGGGAGCAACAAGAAGGUCAUCAGGAAGAUCACCUACAAGGGAGAAGAGGAGAUAGAGGCAGAGAAGAUAGAAGCCAUUGAGUACUUUGUCUGUACACUACUCUACCGACACCUGCACUCCCUUCUCUACUACUCUACCCUACUAUACUCUAACUAGUCUCUCUCAAUUUCUAUGGUCGUCUGUGCAGACGAUAGCUCCACCACCUGAAGAGGUUGCUGUCACACCUUCCACUCCACUCACACCCACUUCUGCUACUAAGGUCCCCGUCCAAUCCACGGAUGGGACAAAGGCAUCGGACAGUGGGACAAGUACAAGUGGAAAGCAGGACGCACCCAAGUCUAAACCGACAACUGCUACAAAACAAGAUGCGUCGAAAGCGAAACUGAGCAAAGACAAACCGAAAUCUGCCAGUGCGAGCAAAAGCGAACCCAAUACCAAGCCUGAUUCAAAACCCGCAGUGGGAAAGGAGACAGACGCUACAGAAGAGAAGCCAAGAGGAGGUGUUUUGGAUCUUCUAACUGACACAACUGCUGAACAUGAGAAGCACAUUUACCAUCCUCAGUGCCAGGUGUGCUUGGGAAAGAAGUCUCCUCCGGCUCAAACCGACACCUCUCGAGAUGAAGAUGGUGCACAUGCUUCAGGUACAGAUGUGGAAGAAAUGCAGACAGAGAGUCUCCCCCCAGCAAUUCCUCUCUUGUGGGAGGGACUAGUUGAUAUGCCUGGUACUGUUGCCUUCACCUCAUCUGCCUACCCUGUGUCCGGAAGUUUUGACUACGUCACCACAGUAAGACCUCGUCGUGCAUGAAAUUCUGUUUUAGAUAACCAACGGUAAACCCGAUAUACUCUUCUUACGCACAGCAUCGCAUCGCGC
This is a messenger RNA of Geodia barretti, 3099 nucleotides long. The record is from the annotation of a GenBank genome assembly. NCBI's taxonomy places the organism in Eukaryota, Metazoa, Porifera, Demospongiae, Tetractinellida, Geodiidae.